Messenger RNA from Lytechinus pictus (painted urchin), 6071 nucleotides. RefSeq lists its product as uncharacterized. Bases 874 to 2118 code for a protein of 414 amino acids. NCBI's taxonomy places the organism in Eukaryota, Metazoa, Echinodermata, Echinoidea, Temnopleuroida, Toxopneustidae. Gene Ontology annotation, biological process: protein homooligomerization. The transcript has a single exon. Gene Ontology annotation, molecular function: protein binding. The record is from RefSeq and is a predicted model, not a curated record.
AUUAUACAUGUAUACACGUAAAACACCCACACACAUGACUGUUGAUGUAUAGUGCGAAGCUAUACCCUCGACAUGUAUAUAUAUCUAAAUAUCCACUACAUAUCAUGAUUUGGUAAUAGAACCCUCUGUUAACAACACUUACCGAAAUACAAGAAUGAUAUUAAAAAUAUGAUGGUACCUCCCGAAUAAUAAUAUUGAACUGAAAGUUGAUACUUAAAAGAUGAUUUGUCAUGCAAAUGCAAAAAUGACUAUUCUCUAUACCAUUGACAUAUUAUUCUAACUGAAAUUGGUCUUCAGAAAUAAAAAUUACAAAAAGUGUAAGGAUCUAUUACAGGAUCAAUAUAAUUUGAAGUGGUAUUGUCAAUGUCUAGUGAGCUAUAUUGUUGUGAUUCUCCACUAACUCGGGUCGGACGUUUUGUGAAGCAUUAAGUUAGGUUGACCAUAUGAGUGUACUAGAGAUUAUGUAACAGCUGGUUGAUUUCUUUGUCAUUAUCUAUUGCGUUUUAAAGACAGUGCAUCUGCCCUUAUCAGCAGGAAGAAUAUUUAAAUCCUUAUCUAUUUAGCCAUGACUGUGAGGCUUCCUUACACGUUUCCAUUAGAUACGGUAUUGGGAGAUUCAUGCUGUACACGGAGCUAUAUGCCCCCUGUUAUGCAUGGUUCACUGAAAGGGAAUUCAACGGGUAAUUAAAAUAUAACGCUCGUCUUAGCAUCAACAACGGAGGCAGGCUCGAGAGGAUAUUGAUUGUUAUAAAUAUUGCACAGGACUAUAUGCACUCGUAAAGGGACUUUGCUUCAACGGGUAUCGUAACGUAUCAUUCGAGUUCCUUUUCGUGUCUGGAAGAUAAGACAGUACAAUCUGCUCCAGGGGGAAAGAUGGCCCAAGGAUGCAUUCACGAUACUUAUGUGGGUUUAAAUGUAGGUGGAAAGAUCUACCAGACGUCUUGUACCACCUUGUUAAGUCACCCAGGCAGCUUCUUCCAUGGUUUGCUAACCGGCAACGUCCCAUCUGCUAAAGAUGACCAAGGAAAUUACUUUAUCGACCAAGAUGGAGAGAUGUUUCGUCAUGUCCUCAAUUUUCUGAGGUACAGGAAGCUUGCCCCACCAGAGAAAAUUGGUGAUUUCCACACGCUUGAAGGAAUGGCUGAUUUCUUUUUGCUCGAGGAACUCAAGGCGUGCCUGGUGGGCAUGAAAAGAGCCAAAAGCGUCGGUUUGAAUGUAGGAGGAAAGAUAUACAGGACGUCCUGUGAGACUUUAACCCGUGUCCCCAACAGUUUCUUCCAGGAGAUGCUUCGAAGUGGCCACCCUGUCAAAGAUGACCUAGGGAAUUACCUCAUCGACCAAGACGGCGAUAUAUUUCGCCAUGUCCUCAAUUUCUUGAGGCAUGGAAAAUUGGUGCUGCCAGAAGGGUUCAACGAGUAUGAUCUUCUUGAAUGCCAGGCGGAAUUCUUCCAACUCCAAUCGCUCAGGUCGUCUAUUGUGAGGCCAGUGCCAAUCGGCGGGGCAGUGGGUCUAGUGUUCGAUGAUGGGAAGGUAUUCCACACCACUAGAGAAACCUUGAUGCGAGAGGAAACCUCGUUCUUCUCCAAAAUGCUGAGUGGAGAAGGUACCAUCGCAAGAGACUUACACGGAAACUACAUCAUGGAUAGGAAUGGCACAUUGUUUCAUCAUAUCCUCAGCUACCUCAGACAUGGUCGUAUUUUAAAUCCCAUCAAUGCCGAUGAGCUCGAUCUUCUCCAGAAGGAUGCUGAGUAUUUUGAACUCAAAGUGUUCGCAGACCACGCCAAAAGUGUGCAGAUCCUGCAGAAGAAGAAUUCCUCGUUCCUCGUCUUCUACUUUCACAUCAAUUCCCAAGCUUGCUUUGCAUACAUCCCAUCAAAUAGCUAUCCAGUUGGUGUCCGUGCCUGUUUAUCUCAUUUUCAAAACUUAUUUUACAAGACGGUUAAAGUCGUUAGCAACGUUCAAUCUGCGAUGGUAAACGUGAAUGAUAUGGAUUGGAGCUUGAGUAGCGUUGGCAUAAAAGAUAUGAAGGCUUACUUAGAAUCCGAAGCACCCGAGCACGCAUACAUAUUCGAGUUUCAACUUAGCUUAAACUGCUUCAAACUUACGGUUAGUGUAUGACGAUGACGUUCCAACACAAAAUGACCAACGAUUCGUAAUUGAGUUUUGAUAGAGCUACGAGGAAAAAGGGGCUUAUUUUAAGAAAAUCAUCGUUUGCUUUGUGAUUCAUCAAGAAAAUAUAUAAAACCCACGAUGUACAUCAAAAUUUAAGCUUUGUUUGGAUAUAAUUGGUAAGCUUACAACAAGAACAAAAUCAAAUCAAAUUAACGUUGAAGACUAUAUCAUAGUAUAUGGCUUUCUUCAAAGGUCUGAUAUUUUUGUAUUCUUUCAUUUAGAGCUUUAAAAUACGCCGGACCGAAGUCAUCGGUUCACAUACAUACAUGCAUAUGUUGUCUCAUUGUGUAUCGCCUAUAUGAAACUAACAACAGUGUUACAAAAAUAAACUACAAGGGCGCACUUCGAUUUAUGAUCAACCUUUAUUAACCUUUUUAACUGCGCUUUGGUGGACCAAUGGGCCCAAAAUCUUCCUUUAAUUGGGGCACUAUGAGAAAAUAUACUAUAAGGAAAUAGGGCAUAUGAUUUGUCAAAAUACAGUGGUUGAUUGUGCUCUAGAAAUGAAGCAUCUAUACAAAAAAUUAUCAGAAAACAAUCGCACUCAUGAAUUUUUGAUUUUUAAAGAAAUAAUAUCAAUUGAAUUGAAUUUAUUAUUAGAACAUCACUGGCAUACUCCAAUUAUUUGUUCAAAACAAAAAAAAGUAAUUCAAAACAAAUAUACAAUUUGAGGAAUAUAUAAGCAGAUAGACAAAAAGAUAACUACAGUAUUUCAUGAAAAACUGAAGUAUACUUUUAGUAAAUAUGUCAUAUAAAUAUAAAGCUUAUGCUUAUUAAAGGGGAUAACGUUGUACAGAGUAUGUAUGCACAUGCACCUGCGUUAUUGAAGCCUGGCUUAAUUACCACACUUAAUAUGCAAAUGUCUUCAAAAUUGCCCGGAGAGCACACACACCCACACAGUUAGGACACACGCAUACACAUUCUCCCGCCUACCCACGCAUGCGUAGCCCAUGGAUCUGUAUAUAUGAUAUAUAUAUAUAUAUAUACACAUUGAUAUAUAUAUAUAUAUAUAUAUAUAUAUAUAUGAUAUAUAUUAUUUAUAUAUAUGAUAUAUAUAUAUAUAUAUAUAUGUAUACAUAUAUAUAUAAAUAAAAUAUAUCAUAUAUAUAUAUGUAAUAUAUCAAUUUUUCCAAAGGGUAGAUAGCUCUGGGGAACCUUGAUUUAAGCUACGCCUACCAUUGUUCUCUUCAUCCAUUUCUUUACAAUAUUUGAAUAAAAAGAGUUGCCAAAGCUGUUGUACAUGUAUAACUUCACACAUAUAAUUAUAAUAUAUCAUAUAUAUAACUGCAGCUGUGUAUCCUCAUGUUGAUAUGUGCAGCCUCAUAUCAACAUACACAUUAAAACUAAUAUAAUCUGAUUCACGUACAUAUGUACAGUAUGUCAUACUUGUAAACAAAGGUACAUGUAAACAAAGUUUUUUGUGAACUGGACAGUGUGCAAUCAAGCAACAACAGGCCUAGAAAGAGUAUCUUAGGAUGAAUACGGGAAUACAACAAAGAUAUUGAUUUGAGACUUGAGAUUCGUGACAAAAGAUUACCAGUUACGGUUGGUUGAGACGUGCAUGGGAGGGGAGGGGAGGGGAGGGGGUCUAGUGGCGGCAUUGUUAGCGCGUCACCUGCCCCCGCCCCCCCCCCACCCUGAAGGAAAACUCUUCACAUUUAAAAAAAAAACCACAAGAAAGCGGUUUUCAUUUUUGUUUGGGGGGCGGGGUCUGCCGUAAAGGCUCGCGUCAUAUCGUUAAUGAUAAUUAUCAUCCUUUUGAUAGGCUGCUUUAUUUAAUUACAUUCAAUUUUUUUUUUUUUUUAAGAUACCGAUCAAAUAGCAAUUGACAUUGCCAAGGAUCAGCUUGGGUUCAAGUUGAAAAAACACCACAUCGAUCGAUCCCAUCGAGUAGGUCAAAAAGAUCCAACCAAGGCUAAACCCAUCAUCGUUAAAUUGUGUUCCUACAAACAGAAGACGCAAUAUAUGAAAGCGAAAAAGACAUUGAAAGGGAGUGGAAUUUCUAUUCAAGAAGAUUUGACACUGACAACCCUCAAACUCCUCAAGAAGACAAGCCAACACAAAAAUGUAAACGCGGCAUGGACAAGUGAUGGCCGUGUUAUCGCCUCGGUUAAAACGACAGAUCCUAACACUUCAAUGAAGAAACAAAUCUUCAGAGAAAGUGACCUUCUUGCCUUAUAAACUCUAUUAACGCUACAGUUUGUCUAUUCCCUAUGGGCAAUUUUAGUAGAUCCUGAAAAACUGUGUUAUAUUAAAUACCCUUCUAUAAUAUUCACGAAACUGUUGUUUAAAUCAAACCACAUUGUAUUUGUAACUCAACAUUAAUAUACAUAAUCAUAAAGAUUGUAAUUUUAUAUUCUGGCAUUUGAAUAACUCUUUGUAUGUCUCAAUACAACUUCAACCCGAUAAAUUUAUGGGUUAAAUUACUGUCUAUAUCCAAUGUCUAUCAACAUAUCAUUGAUAUAUGCAUAUUUACAUUAUUAUAUUAUCAUGUGUCUAUAUAUUUGCUGAAGGCAAACCUAAAAUUGACGAAUUUUCCUCCAGAUUAUCCGAAUUGUUUAUGCGCUAAAUAAUAUAUAGUAAUUGUUUUAUACUUUUUAUAUUCUAUUUCAUUAUUAUACACCAUUAUAUUGUUUAUAUCUUUGCUUAUAGUGUGUACAUAUUCUAUAUCAGAUCUUUAAUGGGCUUUUGUAUAUGUUUUUCCCGUGUAUUUAGUCUCUCAAAGUCAUAUUGUAACAAUUGUCAUUUCCAUUUUAAGAACAUGUCUUUAGAUAUCAAUGCCAGUGUCUUAACGAUAGUAGUGUACUGCAUAAACGAACAAUGUAAAUCCUUAGAUGGUUGAGUCUUUAAACAUGUCUUUUUUUGAAGAAGACGACCUCAAAUCUAAUGAAUGCCACAAUUAUUUACCCGAUGAGUUUAAUUCCUGUCAUAAUAACAACAACUUUGACAAUGUAUCUAAUCUACUUAAAUCCCUGAACAAUUCUACGAAGCCCCAAACCGGACAUUUGUGACAACGAAAAAAAAAUAAAUUAUUACGUACGUACGUAGUAUUAUUACGUACGUACGUAGUACGUACGUAGUAUUUAUCACGUACGUACGUAGUAUUUAUUACGCACGUACGUAGUAUUAUUACGUACGUACGUAGUAUUUAUUACGUACGUACGUAAUAAGCAACUCAUCAAUCCUGUAGGAUGGGGGGGGGGGGGGUCGGGUGUCCGGACACUUUAUAUUUUUGAAGCCUUCUUUUUUGUCUUUGGAUUACACUAAAAAUAUGAAUUCAAUAGUUGUAAUCAUCUUCUAUUUUGUUCUCUAUAAUAUUUCCUAACAUUUUGUACUAAACAUUUAUGAAACUUCGCUUGUAAAUUUUUCCAAAUGACUUUCUAAUGCUGAUCGUCCGGACACACAACCUGUCCGGACACUCAACAACUGGGUAUAUAGAGAGAGUUUGGAUUAAUACCGGGAUUAAUAUAUGGAUGUCAAUUUUUUUUCAUUUUAGAGGUGAUACUCCAAAUGUUGAAUCCUUUAAGAAUUUUAUCAAAUCUCAAAGGGAAACUGAAUACUAUAUGGCCAAAAAAAGAAACAAGCUCGCCUUACAUUUUAAAAAAUUGAGAUUUGAGCUUAUUUGAAGAAGUUCAAUUGUAAAACACGUUGCAUUUUUUUUAUACCCCGCAAGUACAGGUUAAUAUUUUGCCACGGCUCAUUACCCGAUAUAUUGGUUGUACGUAUGUGUUCAGACUCUAAUUGUUUUAGUUUGUUCUGGAUUAUGUUACUUGUCACUUUUUUUUUCUUUAUCAAUAUUGUUGUUUUAUUUUUGUUUGUUUGUUUACGAUCAUGUCUAAUUAUGUAAAUAUUGUGAUUUCCUGUAAUUGAUUAUUUAUGAAAACAAUAAAAACAUAAUUAAA